This is a messenger RNA of Thyridium curvatum, 1443 nucleotides long. RefSeq lists its product as uncharacterized. The transcript has a single exon. The coding region runs from base 1 to 1443 and encodes 480 amino acids. The record is from RefSeq and is a predicted model, not a curated record. Lineage: Eukaryota; Fungi; Ascomycota; Sordariomycetes; Thyridiales; Thyridiaceae.
AUGUACUAUCUUGACAUCCGCUCCACCAAUCCCUUGGCCCUGGUAUCAUUGAUAUUUGCCAUGGCGGCAUCAUGUGAAGAUCUCUAUGCCUCUGAGAUUGCGUAUCUUGAGCGCCUGGGUCCUCGUUACACUGGAAACACCGCGCACAACCAACUGAUCGACCACAUAGAGUAUCAGCUAGAGGCUCUAGGUCUUAAUGUCACAACGGAUCAUUAUAGCUUCGACUACCUUAACAUGGACAAGGAAGGUCCAAAACUGACGGUCGAUGGGCAAUCUAUAGCUAUCAGCUCGACGUAUCCGUACAGUGGCUUUACCAACGGCACCAUUACAGCUAAACUCGUUCCGCUGAUCUCGGCAACCCUGAGUCCAUUCGCUGAAGGUUCAAUUGGAGUUGUGCAACUGUCGAACCCGGAGCUAUCUCAAUCAAUUCUUAUCGAUACGUGGAACAAGAGCCAGUCCUGGGGCAGCACAGCCAACCCAGUGGCUGCAACAUCGUUGAAUGCGAAGAUCCCAGGGGCGAAAGCCGGUAAUAAAGUCGACGCCCUUGUCUUCGCCUGGGACGAGAGCAUCACGGACCAGAACGCUCUAGGGCAAUAUGUGCCCUUUACUUUUGACUACAUUGGCAUCCCGGCUAUCUUCGUGUCGGGAAACUCUUCCAAGAUCAUCGUCGAUGCAGCUAUGAAAGGCCGCUCCGCCAGUCUCAAUGUCCCGGGAGGUCUCAAGCCAGGGACCCCAUCUCGAACACUGUGGGCCGUCGUCGAAGGGACGACUUGUCGAGAGGAGACUAUCAUCAUUGUUACUCAUACCGAUGGGCCCAACGUCGUUGAAGAAAAUGGAUACAUCGCAGCGCUGCAACUGGCUCGGGAUGUCGUGAGUGCCAAGCCAAGCCGUACUCACGUCUUUGUAUUUGUCACAGGACAUUUACGCAUCCCAGCUUUUACUUCGCAUGGCCAAGCCACGUCAAGAUGGCUGGAUGAUCAUCCGGAGAUGUGGGAUGGCAAGCCUCACCAUCGUAAAACUGUCGCUUCUCUCGCCCUCGAACAUUUUGGUGCCAUUCAAUAUACCGAUGACCUCAAGGCUGAUCGGUAUCAACCCACAGGUCGCGUUGAGCCAGAGCUCCUCUAUGCCAACACGGAAGAAUUAUUUGAAGUCACCGAGGCCCUCUGGCUUGGCGCAGAUCCAUCAUACACGCGAAUUUCUAAACCGUCCUUGUUUCUCCAGUUCGGCGAGGGUGCUCCGCUUACAGCUCAAAGGAUACCCAAUGUGGCUUUGGUUACUACACCUCUCUAUUUGUUGGCCGAAUGGAGGCUGGGAAACGAGGUAGCUUUGGUCGACAUGGGAGCCCUGCGGAGGCAGAUACAAAGCUUCCAGAGGUUAAGAACGAAAAUUGACGGAAUGGAAAGUGCCAGCUUUGGUGUUCCAGGGCCUUUGCUCAGUGGUUAG